Messenger RNA from Paramecium pentaurelia, 1167 nucleotides. Lineage: Eukaryota; Ciliophora; Oligohymenophorea; Peniculida; Parameciidae. The record is from the annotation of a GenBank genome assembly.
AUGAAUAGAUUUAUGCAAAUGGGUAUACCUGUAGAAUAGUUAUUUAAAUGCUGUGAGAGAAUUGAAAAUGUAAGACCUUACAUUUUGAAUGAAAAAAUGGAAUAUGAUGUUUAUGGUGGUUAAGAUGGUAUCGAAUUAUGUGCAAAUUAAAUUUAUGCUAAAAUUUUUGCGGAUAUAACGUUGGAAUAAUAUUUUUUUGGAAUAGACCGAGCAACUCAAGCAUCAAAAUUUGCAAAACUAUUCUUCCAAUAAUAUCAUAUGGAUUCUCCAAAUUAUACUAAUGAAGUAUCAAGAGAAAGGCAUGUCAAAUAUGAAUUAACCAAUGUAUAACUGACCAAUUUUAAAUUUUAUCUUGCUUUAACUCUAUAAGAAUUAUAAGUUCCAUUUAAAUAUGCAAGUGCUUUGCUUAGAAGAAUGGAUAUUUAUAAAUAUGCAAUCAUAAACAAAAAUAGUCUUCAAGAUUAUAUCUGCAAUUAUGGUUACAAUUUAUUUAUCGAGCAAUUCCUAAAGAGUUGUUUAGAAGAGCCUGUCCUAUACGAUUUAAUAUAGAAAGGAGGUAAAGCUAAAUUUACAAAUCACUGCGAGAAUAUAUUUCAUUAUUUUUUUUCGAUAUAAUGUUUAGGCAAUUACAUUAGAUGAUUUAGAGGAAAUUCACUAUCACAAAACUAUAAUUACUGAGAAAAUUUUUAUGAAAUUGAAGGAGAAGGCUAUGGCUGAAGUUGCAAAACUUACUAAUGAUCGCAUUGUCUUAUAAGACUUCGAUGAAGAUUGGGAUGAGAUUAAACCAUUAAUUUUGAGUGACUCUAGAAUGUCUUUCCUGAAAACCAAGGAUAGAGAUCUUUUGAUAAACGAAUUGGCAUAUAACUUGGAGAAUGAAUUUUACUCCAGGUAGCUAAAUGUGAUUUAUGAGGUAUUAUUUUAUAUAAGUUAUAGACAGAAGAAAUACAUAUGACAAGGAAUAUCAAAAGCAAGUUGAAUCUUUUAGUUUACAGCAUAAAAUUCUUCAAGAGGACUGAUUUAGAAGUAAUUCAUAGGAGAUUCAGAAUCAGUGAAAGUUAAUAUUUCGAUUUUUAAUAAAGUUUUCAAUCACUUUUAGAAAGGAUUCCAGACCUACAUUACAUUCAUGAAUUAUUAGAAGAAUACAAAAAAUAUCUUGUUUCGGAUUGA